CAGACCUGCCAUGGUUUCAUGUAAACAGGUGUUUUGAUAGAAUGGAGUUUAAAAGAAAUUGAAACACAGAGGCUUUAACAGCAAGCAAACCAUGGCAUCAAUUGUCCCACAAAGUCGCCAUGACAUGGACAUGGCAUAUUCUGUGGAGAGCUACCGUGGUGGGGCCGUCUCCUCCAUGGCCCGAGAAGACCUUGAAAAGCAGAGAAACAUGAUGUCCAUGCAAGAAGCCCGCUGGGUGGGCGUGAGGAAGAAAGUGCCCGGCAUGUCGGGGAUUCCUGGGACAAAACAGAAGACGAGAUCUCAACAGAGCCCGAGAUUUCAGAGCCGAUUUGAGUCAGGCUAUCUGGACAUGGAAGAUCCAUAUAUGAAGAAAAUAAAUGAGAUGAACACCGACAUGAAGGAGAAGUUUCAGCAAAAGGAAUGCUAUCGUUUUGUACCAGCCCAGUUACAUCUACAGAGGCCAAAGGCAGUUCACAUGCAAGAUAUUAAGUGCUGCUGCGGCGAAAUACUCAGUGAACACAAAAUAAUGAAGGAAAGCCACGGUACCUUUGAAAAGACCCAUGCAUUUGAACAACUUGUGUCUCCAGAGUUUCAUGAAUUGAUGGCCCGUGACGGCAUGGAUGAACCCCCAAAGAAAAUACCUGAGCCACAAAAACCUUGGGAUGGUAAAAAUGAUAAGGUGGUACGAAAACUUACGACGACCUCUUUCGGAAAGAUUAACUUUGAGAAUGUGGAGCAUGCUGGUGGCAAGAAGCCAGCCAAGUAUGUGAGAGUGUCUGACGAUACAGAUGUGGUGCAUUUACUGGAAUUGAUGAAGAAACACUGGCGUAUGAUGGAACCCAAACAACCAGACCUGGUCAUUUCGGUGGUGGGUGGGGCAAAGAAUUUCAAGCUUGAUGGACGAAUGAGGGACACUUUCUCAUCUGGGUUGAUCAAGGCGGCGAAGACCACGUCUGCCUGGCUGAUAUCGUCAGGUUUUAAUAUGGGCAUCAUGAAGUCAGUGGGUCAGGCCGUGAGGCAGGGCCAGUCUUUCAACUGGGACAACGACCGCAUGGUGCACGUGUUGCGGUGCAUCGGGAUCGCCCCCUGGGGCUACGUCAAGGACAGGAAAUUCCUGGAGAACACAGAAGAGAGGAGUAGACGCAACGAGGCUAUCAACUACCGCACAAGCAAUGUGAUAUUGCAUGACUCCCCCGUACCCCUGAACCCGGACCACACACACUUUAUCUUCGUGGACGACGGCCUGAGGAAUCGCUAUGGGGGCGUAUCAGGGGUCAGAGCUCGUCUGGAGCAGAAGAUAUCCCAGCCUGAGAGUGAAGGCGGCCUGGGUAUCCCUCUGGUACUGGUUGUUGUGGAGGGCGGAACCGACAGCAUACACGAUGCAUCAGAGUCGCUCAAGCAAAAAAUCCCAGUUGUGGUGUGUGCAGGCACGGGCAGGGCAGCUGAUAUUCUCAAGUUUGCCUACAAAUAUACAAAGACCUCAGGUAGCGACAAGAAGAUGACCCAGGAGCAGGAAAAGAAACUUGACCAGAAGAUUUUGGAUGCUUAUGGCAAAACUUGGAAGGAUGAUGAGCGGGCGAAAAAUAUUGGCAAUAUCAAGAAGAAAGUCCAGGAAUGCUGCGAAUGCACCGAUCUUAUGCAUAUCUUUCACAUGAACAAACACGAAGAUCUGGAUCUGGCAAUCUUGUCAGUGCUGCUUAAAGCUCGCAAGGGCAGUGACGAGCAGCAGCGUCUCAGUCAGCUAAAACUGGCCCUGAACUGGGACAGGGUGGACAUCGCCCAGGAGGAGAUAUUCAGGGAGGACGUCCUCUGGUCAACAGGCACACUCCAUGAUGUGUUGACUGAGGCAUUGAAGAAGAACAAGGUGCAGUUUGUGGAGCUGAUCCUGCGUCAGGGCAUUGUCAUGAAGGAGUACCUCACAGUGCAGGUCAUGGUGGAACUCUAUGAGAAUAUUCCAAGCUAUGUAGGCAAGGUAAUGCACAGGUUGACCGGCAAAACUUUAAAUGAGACGGACAAAAACAAGACGGGCGGUAAGACGUUUGUGGAUAUUGAGAACAUAAGAGAUCUGCUUUUCAAGCUUCUUGAUAAAUAUGACACCAUGGAAGAACUUUUGGUGCCUCUAGACAGGGAUACUGAAGAGGCAGCUGUGAAUCCCAAGCUGCGUCACUUCCAGCGUCCGUACAAAAUGUUGCUAACGUGGGCAUUGCUGCUGAAAUACCAAGAGAUGGCAAAGCUGUUCUGGGAGCUUGGAGACGAACCAAUCACAAGCGCCCUUGUGGCGACCCGAAUCUUUCAGAAUAUGGCCAAGUACCUGCCCAAACAUGAGUCUCAUCUGCAGGAGGGCUUUGAGGAACUCAAGAAGGAGUUCGAGGGCCUUGCAACAAACGUGUUAAACGCCUGCCAUAUGGUCGACCCAGAUAAAGCAAUGAUGAUAGUUGAGCGCAAGUCUCCGUGUUUCAACGAGAUGUCAUGUCUGCAGAUUGCUGCCUCUGCAAACGAUACAAAGUUCCUCUCGAGUCCUACGUGCUUUAGCUCUCUCAACAUGAAAUGGAAACAUGGAAUACUAUUUACAUUGCCAAAGAUGUUUCUGUGUAUCAUAUUCCCUCCCUACAUCAUUUUUGGUCUGGAAAUCCUCAAUCUAGACGUUGGAAAGAACGAUGGCAACAAUGGCACUGGCAACUGGUGCCAGAAAAUUCGCGCUUGGGUCCAAAAAAUUGCCAUCUUCUACUCUUCACCCUUAUCAAAGUUUGCGCAUGGAAUGGUGGCGUAUGCUGUGUUUCUGAUAGCUCAUUCCUACAUGGUGUUGGUGGAUUUCAAACGUUACGAGGUCACGCCUCUAGAAUGGGUCAUGGUCAUUUGGGUCUUCUCCUUCUUCAUUGACGAAAUACACACUUUUAUAGCUUUCCCGUCGCCUACAUUCUGGUCGAAGAUCCGUGACUGGUAUGGCUUCCUCAAGUGGCUUGAUGUGAUCAACUUCAUCCUCGCCUUUGUAGCCUUCAUCGUUCACAUUGCAUCGCCUCAUCAUUUCAAUGUGACUAAGGUGCUGUACUGUGUGAAUUCCAUCAUCUUCUACCUGAGGAUUAUGAAGAUCUACAUCGCCCACGGCCAGCUAGGGCCCAAAAUGUUCAUGAUUCGCAGAAUGUUGGACGAGCUGCGCAUGUUUGUCAUGGUGAUGGUGGUGUUUCUGCUGGCGUAUGGCAUAGCCAGCCAGGGCCUGCUGUACAAGACGCGCUCGCCAACGUGGAGAAUCCUCAAGGACAUCAUCUACUUUCCAUACUGGCAGCUUUUCGGAGAAAUAUUCCUCGAGGAAAUCGACACUGAGGACUCGUGCACGGCAGGGGCAGACAACUGUCGUACCAGCCACUGGCUCGUGUACUUCCUGUUGGCAGGCUACCUCAUGGUCGGCAACAUCCUCCUCCUCAACCUACUCAUUGCCAUCUUCAGUCACGUGUUUGAGGCGGUGGAUAAAAACUCCCAAGAGAUCUGGAAGUAUCAGAUGUACUUCAUGGUGAAUGAAUAUGAGAAGAAGACAGCCCUGGUGCCGCCUGCCUCCCUCCUGGAGCACUUCUACCUUGCAGUCAUGUGGGUCGUGAAACAUACCUGCAGUGGAAAGAGGCGAAAGGAUGAGCAGACAUGGGGGCCACGUCACCUGGAGUACCUGCAGCUGUUUGAGAAGGAGAUGAUGAUGAACUGCCUGCGCGACAUGAAGUCCAUGGAGAUGUCUGGCAUUGACAUGACCGUGCACAAGCUGCAGAAGAGAGUGGACGAGCUGACUAAGCUGAUAGAGGAUGAGGUUGUGGUAGACACAAUGCCCAACCAUCCGUGGAAGCAGUGGAUUGAUGAGUUGGUCAAGGCCGCACCCGAGGAGGGGCUGGAACCUGAUGGCAGGCCCCAGAGUGCCAAGUUGGUUCAAAUUGCUGAAGUUGAAGAGGAAGACAAAGAAAAAAAGCACAAGAAAAAGAAGAAAAAGAAAGAAAAGAAAAGAAAGAGAGAGCGAGAACAAUCAGAGGAAAGACAGGGCAAGGGGGACAAUUUGAACAAUUUGAACAUAAUUGAAGCUCCAAAACCAGAAUUUGAGAAACAGUUGUUUAAAAAAACUGAGAGGGGCUUAGUUCCGACUCUUCCCAGCGAUGAUUCUGAGACCGAUAAUGUCUCGCCACUCUACCAGAAGCAGCAGAUGGAUAGAUAUGCUUCCUCCCAGCAAAAGUUGUCUCCCUUACCUUCCCGUCGUCAGGCAGAGGGCGGAGUUGCUAGGGCUGAACCUGUCAGAAUGCCGGUGUUGUCCGAUAGUGAUGAGUUAUCACCUAGGGAACUGAGGAAAAGGAAGAAGAAAAAGAAGAAGCAGCAAAUGAGAUUCAGUAAAACUGAGAGUGACUAGUGAGACUAUUCCCCUCAGGUAAAGAGUUCUGGAAAAACGCACUAAAUGCUGUGUUGUCUAAGAUAAGCCUUUUGAAUUCUGCACAGGCUUAUCAGGGAUGACACUUUCUGCUUUUACUGAAUUUAAGCAUUUAAAGAAAGUCUCUUCUAAAUUAAAUCAAGUUGGACUGCACAGGCUAAUCUGGGACAACACUCUAUAUAUAUGCAUUAAGCCUUAUUUACCCAGUUUUUAUUUUGAACACCUGAUCUUUAAAGCUUUGUCAAUAGACAGAGUUCAAAUAACCAUUGUUUAACAUGCAAUAUAAAUUUAUAUAAAAAUAGUAGUUUUGAUAUGUAUGAAUAUAGGAAAUAAUUGGUUUAAAUGCUGAUUGUCACCAUACAUUGAACAAGAUGCAAGCUUACAACCUCAUAGUUUAAUCCCCACGUUCAGACCUCAAAGUCAUUGUCUUGAUAAUAAAUGGUCUGGAAAAGGUCCUAAAAUGUUUCAGUGCCCCUUCACAGAUGAGCAUUUUGCAGUUUGUAGAACUGGGCAGUUACAGUUCCACCACUGUGUGUGCAUUUACUAUAAAUAUUGAUAAAUGUAGAUAUUGUUUUAAGGGUAAUGUGGCACACUAAUGCUCAACAGAUGAAUAAAUUGUGUUUUCCAAAGGAAAAAAAUGGUUAUUAGAUUGGCGAAUGUCAGUGGGCUGGCGGGCGGGCGGAACAGGCUUGUCCGGGCCAUAACUAUGUCGUUCAUUGUGAGAUUUUAAAAUCAUUUGGCACUUUUGUUCACCAUCAUUGGACGGUGUGAUGGGGAAAGAAUUACGUCAAUAUCUCCAAGGUCACACUUUGAGUUCAAAGGUCAAAAAUGGCCAUAAAUGAGCUUUUCCGGGCCAUUACUAUGUCAAUCAUUGUGAGAUUUUAUAAUCAUUUGGCAUGUUUGUUCACCAUCUUUGGACGGUGUGUCGCGCGAAAGAAUUACGUCAAUAUCUCCAAGGUCACAAUUUGAGUUGAAAACCUGGUUUUGUGACAAUUUUGUCCCUUGUUUUUCUGAUGAUUUGUGUGUAGUAUUCUCUGCAUUUGAAGAUGUAGAACUAUAUGGGAUAAGGUUGUUUAAUGCAUGUGUGUAAAGUGUUGUCUCAAAUUAGCCUGUGCAGUUUGCCAUACCGUCUGCAGACUGUCCUACAGACAACUUGAUCUUCACGUUAGCCAGGCUCUGGAAAAAAACAAGCUUAAUGCAUUAACGUCUAGAAUCAUUCUUGAAUAAGCUUCAACAGUCCACACAGGCUAAUCUGGGACAAUACCUUCCGCUUUUAUGGAAUUAUAAUAUCGAAGGAAGUUUUUUUAAAGUGAAUAUCCAGGUACUGAUAUUAGAGAUGAACUAUUUACUGUGCACCAAUGUCAAUUAUUAAAAAGCCACAUGAAAAUACAUUCUUAAUGAAAUGAGCAGGGCUCUUUGAAAAAGUGGUUUAAUGCACGUGUGUCUGCACAGGCUAAUCAGGGAAGACACUUUCGCUUUUAUGGUAUUUUUUGUUUACAGAAAAUCUCAGUUUUGGUGGAAAGUGUUGUCCCUGAUAAGCCUUGCCGACUUCACAGCCAAAUCUUGGACGACACUUAUCGCACAUGAAUUGAACCCUUUUUUUCACAGAGCACAGAGUACAGAGUACCUGGUGCAUUGUUUUACAGCAAUAAUUUUACAACUACUUUUAUAAAUCUAGUAUUUAUAUCCAUACUUGUACAGUUAUUUUGUAGUGCUUAUCUUUUGUACCAUUAUGUUGAAGUUGGUAUGUUUUUGUAUAGAUUUUUUAGAAUUCAGAUGAAUGAAAAUUAUAAAUGCUAUAUAUUGUCUGUGAUAUUUGUUCAAGAAUGUUAAAUUGUUGCAAAUUAUACUUUCAUGUACAUUUUACAUUUAAAAAAAUACAAACAAUAUGCAGGAUAUUCCGGCCAUGUUUGUUCGAAAAAUGAUAAAUUUAAACACAAACCCAUUUGUUAUUUCAUUGCUGUUUAUUUCAUUUGAAUUUAUUGUUUAUGUAAGUAAAUCAGUCUUUGAGAUUGUACUUUCAUCUUAUUCCCUCCAUCACACAUAUAAUGUUAUUUAAAAUCCUUUAUUUAAGGCAAUAUUUGUAUAUUUUUACAUACUGGUACUUUUGAACAUAAUGUUGAUGUAUUUUUAUUUAUUGUUGGUGUAUGUUUUAUAAAAUACCAACCACUUGUAAUAUAAUCUAACUACACUAUUCUUUUAAUAUACUUCAUUUUGAUAUUGUAUAAAGUAUAAAUAUUUCACUUUAUAUUAUGAUUUUCCUGUUGGGCGCCCAAAAAUGUCAUUACAUGUUUGAUCAAGGGAGGCUGAUUCGUAUGUUGUAUAAACAUUUAAUGCAGAGUAGCCACGAUUGGUUAAAUUGGGGGUCACACUUGGGAAACCAAACAUAUCCAAAAGAAAUUACAGUAAAACAAUGAAAAUUAUCGAUCAUUAUCACUGUUAAUUUACUCUGUUUGAAACAGUGAAUUAACAGUUUUAAUUCACUUAUAUUUCUCUAUAAACCACGGGAAAGCAUAAAAUGAAUAUGCUUGUUUAGAUACUCACAUGAUAUAAAAUAUAAUUUUAAUAUAGGUAAUAGAUUCUUGACAAGUUGACAGUAGAAUUAGUGUUAAUGAAUUAGUUUGCCUGUUGAUUUGUUGUGUAGCAAAAUAUGUUGUUAAUUUUAUUAGCUCACCUGAUUGCUCAGGUGAGCUUUUGUGGCCGGUCUUGGUCCGUCAUCUGUCCGUCCGUCCGUUCAUAUUUAUUCGUAAACACUCUAUAGGCCACAUUUAUUGACGAUCUUCAUGAAACUUGGUCAGAAGCUUUGUCCCAAUGAAAUCUCGGUCGAGUUCUAAACUGGGUCGUGCCGGGUCAAAAACUAGAUCACUAGGUAAAAAAAAAAAAAAGGUAAACACUGUAGAAGUCACAUUUUAUGCCCAAUCUUCAUGUAACUUUGUCAAAAUGUUUGUCUUAAUGAUAUGUUGGUUGAGUUCAAAAGUGGUUCCAGUCAGUUGAAAAACAUGGCCGCCAAUGGGCGGGCAGUUUUUCUUAUUUGGCUAUAGAGAAACCUUGUAAACACUCUAGAAGUCACAAUUUUUGCCCAAUCAUCAUGAAAGUUGGUCAAAACAUUGGUUUUAUUGAUGUCUCGGACGAGUUAGAAAAUGGUCCAGAUCGGUGAAAAAACAUGGCCGCCAGUGGGCGGGGCAUUUUUCUCUAUAUGUAUAUAGUGAAAACAUGUGAACACUCUAGAAGUCACAUUUUUGUCCCAAUUUCCAUGAAAUUUGGUCAGAACAUUUGUUUCCUUGAUAUGAGAGCAGAGUUCGAAAAUGGUACCGGUCAGUUGAAUAACAUGGCUGCCGGGGGGGGGCAGUUUUCUAAUAUUUAUAUAGUAAAAAAGCUUGUGAACACUCUAGAAGUCACAUUUUUUGCCCAAUCAUCAUGAAACUUGGUGAAAAGAUUGGUUUUAUAUAUAUCUCAGAUGAGUUCGCAAAUGGUCCCGAUCGGUCAAAAAACAUGGCUGCCAGGGGGGUGGGGCAGUUUUCCUUAUGUGACUAUAUAUAGAGAGAAACCUUGUGAUUGAACACUAUAGAAGUCACAUAUUUUGCCUAAUCAUCAUGAAACUUAGUCAAUACAUUGGUUUUAUUGAUUUCUUGGACAAGUUGGAAAAUGGCUCAGAUCGGUGAAACACACUUUUUAGCUCACCUGAUUGCUCAGGUGAGGUUUUAGUAUUGGUCUUUGUCCGCUGUCUGCCCGUCCACUCUUGGUUUGUAAACACUCUAGCAUUCACAUUUCUCAAGCAUUCUUUAUCAAAGUUGCUGAAAGAUCUCAGUCAAAUUUGAUAAUGAACAAAAUCACAUAAUUAAUGCCAUAAUUAUUGCCCUUAGAUUGCCCAAAUUUUCAUUAUAUUAUACAAAAUCCUUGUAAACACUCUAGAGGUCACAAUUUUGUUUCAGAUUUUAUGAAUCUUGGUACCUAAUAAUAUUUAUUUUUGUAAGCAAAGUUUGAUGUUUGGUAACUGGGGUCAACUCAAAAUAUAGGUCACCAGGUCAAAUCUUACGAAAACACAAACACUCCAUACGCCAGAGUUUUGGAACAAUAAUGAUGAAACAUGACCAUGAUGUUUGUCUGGACAAUAUCUAGGUCAAGUUUGACGUUUGGUUAAGAUUGAAUGAACCGACUCCUCUCAGGUGAGCGAACUAGGGCCAUCUCGGCCCUCUUGUUUUCAUUCUUGUUAUCAGUAUAAUAUUAUGUUGAGUACUGCAGACGGGUCAGGGAAAUCGCACAGUCUGGUCAUGAGCUGAGGAUAGCUCCUGACUGGACUGCGCAAAUGUGCUUGCUGGGGUUGAGCUACGCUUGAAGCAUUUAGCUAAAGAGCAAUCUUGUAUCAGUAUAUUGUAUUGCCCUGUUUUAAGCUGUGAUCCAUAAACAUUUUAAGGUUAAAAAAUGUGUCAUUUGUAUAUUAUUAAAAAUUAUGUAAGGAAAGUCUUAUAUAAAAGCUAUAUUUUUGUUUAGUCAUCCCACUGUUAAUUGCAGACAAUGUGAUACACGUGUAUUUGCAAUGAACAGGUCAAAUCACAAUUUCAGUAUUGUAAACACACUUGUAAAAAUAUGUUUGUUAAUUAAGAAUUCAAAUGUUCUUGGAAUACUACUUUUACUAGGUAAAAUUUGUACCUCAUUACAGUAUAAGUUUCAGUUACUUUCAUUAUACCUGUACAAACUAAAAGGCAUUAGAGCUAUUACGAUGAAAGAAAUCCAUGUGUGGUACUUAACCCUUAAAGCGCUGGAGCUGAAUUUUA
Molecule: messenger RNA, 9171 nt
Organism: Dreissena polymorpha
Lineage: Eukaryota; Metazoa; Mollusca; Bivalvia; Myida; Dreissenidae
Product: transient receptor potential cation channel subfamily M member-like 2
Exons: 26
Coding region: 92-4378 (1428 amino acids)
Biological process (GO): monoatomic cation transmembrane transport
Cellular component (GO): membrane
Molecular function (GO): monoatomic cation channel activity
Source: RefSeq, a predicted model, not a curated record